AUGUAGCUAAUCGAGUGACCUCAGAUUGUCGCAGGACCAAUGCACGCCUCUACAGUCGAACAUUUAUGCAAGCCGAUGAAAAAACAUUCGUAACACGAUUAAAUACGAAAAAAUUAACCUGUGCUUCCAGCAGUUCAAGUUCACCAAGUGUUACUUACUGAACCAGCUGAUAAACGGCGCAAAAGCAGUUGUCCAUGGCUGGAAUCGAAGAGCUAUCCCCGGCUGCGGGCCCAGUCGAAACCCGGCCCCCCGCAGGCGAGAUCGAAGGAGAUGAUGAAGACGAAGAGCUGGACGAGACUCUGGUGGAGAGGCUUUGGGGUCUGACUGAGAUGUUUCCUGACACACUGCGCUCUGCUGCAGAGGUGUCAGCUGGUUGCUCAGUCUCUCUAGCCAAGAAGCUGUACAGUUUCUCCCGCUCAGCCCUGUGGGUUGGCACUACCUCCUUCAUGAUCCUGGUACUUCCUGUAGUGUUUGAGACUGAAAGGCUACAGCUGGAACAGCAGCAGCUACAGCAGCAGAGACAGAUUCUAUUGGGACCCAACACUGGGAUGUCUGGGGGCAUGCCAGGAAUGAUGCCCCCCACUCCAGGGAAAAUGUGAUGAAGACAUCCUUCAGCCAGAAAGCAAUCUAGCAAGGAAGAGUGGAAGCUCAGAAUGAGAGACAGAGGGGAAAGAAGAAAAAAAGAAGCUGCAUUCAGUCAGCACGUGUGUUCAUUCCAACAUCCAGGAUUGACGUUUGAGGGGAUAAGGGGUUAGAGGAGCAUAAUGAUGAUGUCACCUCCUGGAUGUUGCACUAAUGAACGCCCCCCCCCCCCCCCCAUUUGCUGUCUCUCUCACUCAACAUCCUGCAGAGACUGACUUCUGAGCACUGACCUUUUACUUAUUUUUUAUAUUUAGCGAUAUAAAUGUGUUCCAUAGGGGGAGGUGAUUGGAUUGGAUUAUUGAAGAAUGAUUUACUGAGGUUGAAAGGGGUUAGUGUGUGUUUAUGUUUCUAUGUGUGGUCUGAAUGAGUGUUUUCAUGUGGGUGUAUAACUACAUUUUGGGCCUUGGAACAGUUAAAUUCCUGUGUCCUGUUUUUGGAUAUGAGUCAAUACGUCCUCUUUGAAAAAUCAUGGUAGAGCUGACACUAAAAGCAUAAACUUAUCACAUAAACCACACAGCUGUUCCAGGAGGAUACUUAUGUCUGCUGUUUUUUGUUGCUACACCUGGUUUACUUUGUCCCAGAAAACCCAGGUAGAGGUGACCUUGUUGGUUCAAUGACCUACUGUAAUGGCUGAUGUCUGGACUGAGGCAGCAGAGCAGCAGGUCAUAUGGCCCUCCCAAGGACUAAGCCAUAGGAUGUUGAAAUGUCUGUCAUUGUUGGCUAGUGAGUUAUCUACGUUCUCAGUGAGAAUGUUUGCACAGGGAUACAUCAAGCCAACAUGCAUUGUGGUCCAAUAAAAUGCAAUGGUAAAAUGGCGAGGUUAUCCUGUAGCCCACUAGUCUUUCAGUACAAGUUUAAAGAAUCGUAUGUGACGUUGUCUGAAGCGUUAAGUCCCAGCUAAUGUUUCAGUCACAUGUUGCCAUUUAGCACUGUAACACGUGGGGUUGACCUUACCUUAGAAAAAUGCCUCAGAAAAUGUCUGUUAAGUUUCUUACAGCAAUUUACUGGAUGUUAAUUCUGAACUCAAUAGCGCACACAAUCCUGUCAAGCCUGAGUAGAUGUUGUCAAUUACUUUUGUUGUCGCCCCUUUCGGAACGUAUGGUAUCUUACCUCUGCUCCUGGAGCAAAUCUGUGUUUUCAACAAGAAUCAAGACUGCAAGAAUAAAAACAUCAAGGAGAAGGAAA
This is a messenger RNA of Osmerus eperlanus (European smelt), 1827 nucleotides long. RefSeq names its product translocase of outer mitochondrial membrane 22 homolog (yeast) (gene tomm22). Gene Ontology annotation, cellular component: mitochondrial outer membrane. Bases 195 to 599 code for a protein of 134 amino acids. The transcript is spliced from 4 exons. NCBI's taxonomy places the organism in Eukaryota, Metazoa, Chordata, Actinopteri, Osmeriformes, Osmeridae. Gene Ontology annotation, biological process: intracellular protein transport. The record is from RefSeq and is a predicted model, not a curated record.